Molecule: messenger RNA, 681 nt
Organism: Polypterus senegalus (gray bichir)
Lineage: Eukaryota; Metazoa; Chordata; Cladistia; Polypteriformes; Polypteridae
Product: lysine-specific demethylase 6B-like
Exons: 5
Coding region: 308-595 (95 amino acids)
Source: RefSeq, a predicted model, not a curated record
UGCAAAGCUCUUCUCCUGGAAAUCACCCAGAAGGCAGCAUCUGCCCAAAGUCCGACAUUUAAUCCCCGACAAAGAGCGCACCUCAUCAGCGGGGAUUAAGUCCGCCUUUGAAGGUGGCAGAAACCUCAGCAAUGCGAAAAAAAACCAAUAUGAUUCAUAUUGAAAGAAGCCCUCGUGACGAUUGGCUGGCCGCGUACUGGGCUGUCUUUAAAUGGGCUCCUUUGGAUGGGCAGAUUCAUAGAGUCGAGGGGUCGGUGACACUUCUGCUUUUCAUCUUCUUGGCUAUACGCAGAAACUGCAGUCGACAAUGAAGUCCGUGGUGGUUCUGAUGUGCCUGCUGGGCGUGAGCCUCUGCCUGCCGGUGCAAGAGAAGUUGCAUAGAGAAGCGGGGCCUUCAAGUGCAGAAGUGCUAAAGAAGCUGCAUAGAGAAGCGCGCUCUUCAAGUGGAGAGAGAUACAGGAUGCCGCCGAUGUUCUAUCCUCCUCCUCCUCCUUACAUUCCUCCUUACGUUCCUCCUGCCUUCAUGCCACCACAGCCACCAGUUUCUCCGACUCUGUCCCUGCUGGAAUUGCUGGCUCUGCUCCUGCCUGCAUAGGCGUUUCUCCCGCACCAGCUGGCUCUUUGUGCCUUGAUGCUUUUUAUUGAUCUGUAUUGCACACAAUAAAGUGACAUUGCCAUAUU